This is a messenger RNA of Cavenderia fasciculata, 408 nucleotides long. RefSeq lists its product as uncharacterized. The transcript has 3 exons. The record is from RefSeq and is a predicted model, not a curated record. Lineage: Eukaryota; Evosea; Eumycetozoa; Acytosteliales; Cavenderiaceae. Bases 1 to 408 code for a protein of 135 amino acids.
AUGACAACAAUAUCUGAUUCAACAAAAGAACUUCUUGUUAAAUUAGGUUUAUCUGAUCAAAAUGAUAGUGAUUAUCAAGCAAUAGUAAACGAGAGAUUAGAUCUUUUGAACACUAAAAGUGCAUCACUAGCACAAUUGAAAUUGCUUGGUAUAUCAGGUGGCAGAUGUCUUUCAAUUAUUCAACAUAGCCAACAUCAACCCAUCCAACAAGUUUCAAAGUAUGCAAAUCUUGGUAAAUUGGAUUCAAUUCUCAUGGAUCCCAAAACUAUAUAUCUAAUUGAUUCCGUAAACUUUGAAUCACAAGCAAAAUUCAAAGCAAGUGGUCUCAUGGUUUCUUCUCCCAACCCAGAUAAAUACAAAGAGUACUUAAAGUCUGACUUGACCAAUAAAAAGUACUGGAUUGCUUGA